Messenger RNA from Pterocles gutturalis (yellow-throated sandgrouse), 1400 nucleotides. RefSeq names its product transcriptional repressor NF-X1-like. The annotation marks the transcript as partial. Gene Ontology annotation, biological process: negative regulation of transcription by RNA polymerase II. Lineage: Eukaryota; Metazoa; Chordata; Aves; Pterocliformes; Pteroclidae. Gene Ontology annotation, molecular function: DNA-binding transcription factor activity, RNA polymerase II-specific; RNA polymerase II transcription regulatory region sequence-specific DNA binding. The transcript has 4 exons. Gene Ontology annotation, cellular component: nucleus. The record is from RefSeq and is a predicted model, not a curated record.
GUGCCUUGAAUUUCAAUGCUGAUGCUGCUGAUUCCAUUCCAGGAGAAGGACAACCUACAGAUAUAAACUCGGUAAAUAAAGAUAGGAAAGACACUACCAGUGAUCAGAACAGAAGUAAUUUACCACUUCCUAGUCUGUCUUCUGAAAGAGGUACAGAUUAUGAAAGCUCUUCCACAAAGCGUCAUGGCUUGUGUAAUCCAGAAAAUCAGUAUGGGAAUUGCGAAGACUUCCACCAAUAUUUUGGUACCAGUAAAAGUUCAAAGAAUCGCAACUUGCAAAGCCAGAGAUGGCACAGAUCAAGAAACGAUAGCACAUGUACUAGAAGUAAGAUGAGUCAAAGUACUGCUGAUGCUGCUGCAGUUCCAGGAAUUUCUGAUGCUGUAGUAGUGCCUGGGAGAAGAGCACCUCCUAGAGGAUACAAUGACUUUUUCUCCUCGGAGAGUGACAGGGAGGUUCCUAAUGCAGAUAGCAGAGGAGCAAAGCCAAAGAAAACACAUGUGACGCAUGCCUCUGGAAGAGGUUUCAGGGAGAAGGGAAAGCAAGUACAUGAGCGGGAAAAGAGAGUGAUGUCUAAACAGAAAGUAGGGCUGUUUGAAAAUGUUCCAUCUCUGGAUUUGACUCAGUCUGACUCUUCGGAAUCAUCUGUUGGAAAAGCAUUCUGUGAUGUACCUUUUGGUAGCGGGGAUGAGCAGAAAGGCUACAAUUAUGUGAACAAAAGAUAUCCCCGGAAGCCUGUGUGGAAUAAACCCCCAGCAGAAAAGGAGUCUCAGAAAAGACAUGAUUCUUACUGUAGUAAAAACACAAAAGUAGGUAAGAAGUCUUCUCUUGCACAUACUCCAAAAGAUAAAAAUGAGAAGAAGAAAGAACUCUCUGUUCACAAAAGUGAUGAAAACUUUACCAACGAAAUCAGGCCUCAAUUGUCUGAUUCUGUCAGAUGUAAUGGAAGAAAGUUCUUGCUAAAGGGGGAUCAGACACCUGCACUUCAUUUCAGCUGGACCCAGUACUGGAAAAAGCAAAGUGAUGUACCAAAAAACAAAGAAACUCAUACAGGGUCACUGAUUGAACAGCUGACCACAGAGAAGUACGAGUGUAUGGUAUGCUGUGAGGUGGUCCGAAUAGUAGCCCCAGUGUGGAGCUGUCAGAAUUGUUAUCAUGUAUUCCACUUGAAUUGCAUUAAGAAGUGGGCACGAUCGCCGGCUUCCCAAGCUGAAGAUGGUAAUAGUGGUUGGAGAUGUCCAGCUUGUCAGAAUGCCUCUACACAAGUUCCCAAAACUUACACUUGUUUCUGUGGUAAAGUGCACAAUCCCGAAUGGAAUAGAAAUGAAAUCCCACAUAGCUGUGGGGAACUUUGUGGAAAGAAGAGACAGUGUUUGGACUGUCCACAUCUUUGUAACAUGUAA